GAAAAUCGGCCAAGUUUUACCAGACGAUCAAAAAAGUGGAAAAUCGACCAAAACUUUAGAAAAACGAUAAAAACGAGAAAAAAAAUGGCAGGAAGAGGUUCCCACGACAGAUAUGGAGGGGAUAGGCCGCGCAAGCCUUUGCCAACGGAACCCCCGUUCCUUGCUUACGUCGGCAAUCUUCCCAAUGGCGUUGUACAAGGGGACAUCAACGACAUCUUUAAGGAUUACGCCGUGAGAAGUGUGCGGCUGGUGAAGGACAAGGAUACGGACAUGUUUAAAGGCUUCUGUUACGUCGAAUUUGAAACGGUCGAAGAUUUGCAGGACGUCCUGGAACUGGAUGGAUUGAUUGUAUUGAAUGAUCGACCGGAACCGCUCAGGAUCGACGUAGCCGAACAAAAGAAAAAUGAUCGUGGCGGUUUCAAGCGUGGUGGCCAACAGAACCGUGGUGGACCAGGAGGCGGUGGUGGUGGUACCGGUGGCGGAUUCAAUCGCGGGGGCCCGAACCAUUCCAAUAACCGACCCCCUGCUGAAAGAUCAUAUGGUAAUGACAAUUAUGGAAGAAAUGAUUACGACAGAAAUCGUGCUGGACGUUCCAAUAAUAACUACAACGGUGAUCGAGAACCGAAUCGAGGGAGGUACGGUAACUUUGGGGACGAGCGGGAUGGUGGAGGUCGUGACGAUUGGAAUCGCGACCAUGGCGAUCGUGAUGGUCGCGGCGGAGGAGGUCGCUACAAUGAUCGCGAUGGCGGUCAUUACGGUGCUGGUGCAGGCCGUGGCGGUGCCGAAGAUAAUAGAUUUGGCAACUACGGUCGCAACAACCAGUACCGAGAUAACGAUCGGAGAAAAGAUGCCGCCCCGCAUUACACACCGUCCCCGAACCCAAAUCUCAACAUGGAGGAACGGCCCCGACUGAAGCUGGCACCGCGAUCGGUUAAUGCACCGUUGAAUGCGCUGGCAGAAACCAAGCAGGCGGCAGCUAUCUUCGGUAAUGCGCGACCUCGUGAAGAGAAGAUUGGUGAACUGGCGCGAAAGCAUGCCAACAGCGUUGGCAGUGAAGGAAGCGCCGACGGUGCGGCUGGUGGAAGCAGCAGAGGUGGCUCUAAUAGUAAGGCAUCUUCUGUAACAGGCGGGGACAACUGAAUACAGAGAAGUAAAAAUGAAAACCAACAGACGCGAAUGCCGGUCGUCAACGAGAAAAGGCAAAAAUCACCAGAAAGAAGGAACGAGAGACAGAGAGAGAAAGAGAAAGAGAGAGAGAGAGAGAGAGAGAGAAAGAGAGAGAGAGAAAAUGAAUGAAUGAAAAGAUAGAGACCAGCCAACACACAAACAUGAGACAAACUUUUGAAUGUUCAAAAUCCGGCAUAAACGCAAAAAAUCCUUCAUCUUCUCACGUACGCUAGAAAAAAUGAAACGAUUAUACCACAUACAAGUGUUAUGAUAAUAGGAUGAUUGCUUUCGUUCUUUUUUUUUUAAUAAGUUCAAGUUAAAGUGCAUGUCCCCGAAAGCUUUCCCCUAACCCUAACGUGGAUGGCAUAACCUUUAGAAAUAGGAUUUUGUCACUGUUUACAUGCAGAAAUUCAGGACAUCUACAUCUUACUGCUACGAAUGCUCCUAUAUUAUCCCAUGUAAACAGUUCUAGGAACGUAUUUCCAUCCUUCGAGACACACAAGUUGGAUGGUUCUUCGAUUUAUUUCUUGUUCUACUUCAAUAUCAUUUGUCCAAGCUUCUUUACACAUAUUAUCAUUGUUGUGUAUGUUUACAAUGUAUGUUCGUCAAUAGUCGAUAGGCCAACGCAAUUCUAUUGUAUGCGUUUUUCGGUCGAUCGAUUCGGUACGGUUCGAUCGCAAUUGAUGAAUACAUAUUGAUCCUUUAAUCGGUCGGUUUUUGGUUCCAAAUUCUCUUUUCAGUUUAAUUAUGCAGUUAAUAAAGAAUGAGUUACAGUGAA
This is a messenger RNA of Anopheles darlingi, 1945 nucleotides long. Its product is annotated as eukaryotic translation initiation factor 4H-like. The transcript has 4 exons. Lineage: Eukaryota; Metazoa; Arthropoda; Insecta; Diptera; Culicidae. The coding region runs from base 85 to 1140 and encodes 351 amino acids. Gene Ontology annotation, molecular function: RNA binding. The record is from RefSeq and is a predicted model, not a curated record.